This is a messenger RNA of Knipowitschia caucasica, 3261 nucleotides long. NCBI's taxonomy places the organism in Eukaryota, Metazoa, Chordata, Actinopteri, Gobiiformes, Gobiidae. The record is from the annotation of a GenBank genome assembly.
AUGGAGAACCAGGCACCCGAGCAGCACAGCUAUGAGGACGUCCAGAAGAGCGGCUAUCUCCGCAAACAUAAAUCAAUGCACCGGCGCUUCUUCGUGCUGAGAGCGGCCUCGGAGCGUGGUCCCGCGCGCUUGGAGUACUAUGAAAACGAGAAAAAAUUCCGCAGUAAAUCUCCUGUGCCCAAGAAAGUGCUCAGUCUGGAGACUUGCUUUAACAUCAACAAGCGGGCAGAUUCCAAAAACAAGCACAUGGUAGUGCUUUACACCCGCAGUGAGAGCUUUGCCAUAGCGGCGGACAGCGAGGAGAUCCAAAACGAGUGGUACCAAGCGAUGCUGGACCUUCAGUGCAACUGUAAGAUUCACAGCUGGGUUCUAGUCAGACUGGGCAAAACUCCAGAUGACUAUGGCAGUAGUGGUGAAUGCAGUUCACCAUCCCCAAUCCCGACCUUUAAAGAAGUUUGGCAGGUUAAGGUGUGGCCAAAAGGUCUUGGACAUGCCAGAAACCUGGUGGGCAUCUACCGGCUGUGCCUCACUGACAAGACAGUCAACUUUGUCAAACUCAAUUCAGACGUGGCCUCUGUGGUGUUGCAGCUGAUGAACGUGCGCCGAUGUGGUCACUCUGAGAACUUUUUCUUCAUAGAAGUGGGCCGUUCGGCCAUCACGGGUCCAGGAGAGUUCUGGAUGCAGGUGGAUGACUCCGUGGUGGCACAGAACAUGCAUGAGACCCUGCUGGAAGCCAUGAAGGCCUUAAGCGAAGAAUUUCGACAGCGCAGUAAGUCGCAGUCUGUGGGGACAUCCUGUGGUACAGCCUCAAACCCCAUCAGUGUCCCGAGUCGUCGCCAUCAUUCAAACCUCCCCCCCAGCCAGGUGGGCUUCUCCAGACGUGCUCGCACUGAGACUCCAGGCAGCAGCACAAGCACUUCACCCACGUCUCGCUAUGGCUUUCCUCGUGCUAGGACAGCUAGCAUCGGAGCACGGUCAGAGGAGAGUGGAACAAGUGGCAAAGGAACGUGGGCCAGUUCGAGCCCAAGCCUUAAUGGAUCUUGUUCCACAACACCCACAUUGAGGCCCAAACCCACCCGGGCUCCCACCCCUGCUAAAAUCACCCUCAGCCUUGCGAGGUACACACCUAACCCUGCACCCUCCCCUGCCCCCAGCUUGUCCUCCAGCUCUGGCCACGGCUCUGAGUGUGGGCUGGUGGGGGCAGCAGUUGGAGGCAUGACAAUCUGUGCUUACCCCCGAGUCUCUCAGAGAGUGUCCAUAUCAGGCUCCCCCAGUGACUACGGCUCAUCUGACGAGUAUGGCUCUAGUCCUGGGGAACACUCUUUGCUUGUCCCAAGUUUGUCUGGGCAUCACGGAGAAGGCUCGUCCAGCUACAUCAUGAUGGGGCACUCACAUCAACACUCCAAAGGCCGAAGGAUCCUGCGGCGAUCUUCAAGUAGAGAGUGUGAGGCAGAACACAGACUGCUCAGUAAAAGAUCUUCUUUACCUUUGGCAUCUCAAGAACGGCUCACUCCACUCCGAAAAGAGGAAGAAGAUGAGGAUGAGGAGUACACAUUCAUGUCACAGUGUGCAGACAGGGGGUCUACUGUUGAAGGCAAAAAGAGGGUAGAGAAAAGACGAGGAGCUGCUGCUGGAGCAGUAGAUAGUGGCUACAUGUCAAUGCUGCCUGGUAUCACAACUCCUCCAGUGUCUCUGUCUCUUGCGAUGGGCAUGUUAGACAAAGGAGGAGACGAAUACAUGGCAAUGACCCCCAAUAACAGCGUAUCUCCCCCUCGCCACAUGCGACAGCCCAGCGCUGAGGGUUACAUGCUCAUGUCUCCCAACAGCAGCAGCUCUACAGAUCUUCAUGGUCUGAGCAUGUGGGAAGGCAGGGGCCGCCUGGAGAGCCACUCUCAGAGCAACUACAUGAACGUGUCUCCUGUCAGCAGCCGCUCUGCCUGCAGCACACCUCCCUCUCAGCCUGAACAAAACCAAAUACAGCCAAAAAUGUUCAAUUCUUAUUUCUCUCUUCCAAGAGCCUAUCAACAUACUCUUUGUACUCGCUUUGAGGAUGACUUGAGCAAAGGGGAAGCGAAAAGCGAUAGCAGUGUUGAUCAAACCAGUAGAAAAGGGACCACAGCAUUUAGUAAACGUAACAAAAUUACUUUGGGUCCAGCGGGAGGCUGCCAACUCUCCAUGUCUUCCUCCUCUUUCUCCUCCAGUUCAGCCAGCAGCGAGAGCCUAGAAGAUAAGUCCCUAUCUGCGGGACGAGGGCUUAGUCUAUUAAGGACAGGUGGAGAGAACAAAAGUCCUAGAGCAAGCACCAAGGAUGGGCACCAUCCUAAACUUGGCUCUGGAAAAAGCCCAAAGCAGCAGAGAAGUGGUAGACCACUGAGUGGAUCAGACUUGUUAAAAGCAAACACCUUGCCUCGUGUCAAAGAGAAUCUGCCCCCAAAAGUGUCCCAGAGUGUGGGGGAGUAUGUGAGCAUUGUGUUUCCUGAUGACAGAUACGAUGCACAUCAUGAAGGAGUAAUUCACGGCACCCUGCGCCCUGUGAACCAGCCCCUUUGUCAUAAUAACAUGGCCAAUCUCCCCCGCAGUUUCUCUGCUCCUCUUUCAGUUCCUACAGAAUAUGUCAGCAUGGACUUGGGAAAAUCCACCACUCCCGCAUAUACUGUCAGAUCUACUUAUAAUACGCCCCAGGGCUCACCUGCUAUCACCCCAAAAGUCAAACACACGGCACCUUCUCCGCUGGCGACCGAGACCAAAAGUGGGUAUAGAGCAUCCGCAGAUACCCCCUCAUCAUUCACAAACAAGAACUGCAGUCGGACAGUCAUGCCCUCAGUGGAGCAGUCCAGUUUGAGUUUUUCUCCUGUGAAAUGCACAAAGUCUCCAGAACGUAGUAGCCAUUUGGCCCGAGGAGACUUACAGGGACGUUGUAGCCACCACACAGACAAGUUUAACAGUCCAUCACACCCAUCUCCAUCUUCUGCCUCCCACUGCUCAGAGGGCAGCAAGCCUCCCAGCCUCCGACACCUGGACUGCUCUCAGUGGGACAGCGGACAAGCCCCUGCUGGAGCAGCCUCCAGCUCAUCUGCACAGCAAGGCCUUAACUACAUUGACCUUGACUUGACCGUAAAGGAGAGCCCUCAGACUGGACCCUACAGCACUGGAGGCAGCAGCAGUGGCCCCUGCCUCAAUGCUUAUGCCAGUAUUGAUUUCUACAAGUCCGAAGAACUGAGAGCACACCAAGGCAGUAAAAAGGAAGGUCAAGAUUGUUGA